CGGUAUUCCACUCGCUCCCUCCACACUCAUCACUCAUCACUACCUAGCAAUAUCAUCGACUCACCACCAGCUAUAGCUUAACGCGUCGUCCCAUGGCUCUUAACAAGCAGGAGGCAGUGGUCGCCCUCGCCGUCGUGGUUGCGGCGGCAGCGCUGCUGGCGUCUGAGGCGCCGUGCGCGUCGGCAGCGAUCACCUGCGGGCAGGUGGGCUCGGCGCUGAGCCCCUGCAUCCCGUACGCGACGGGGAGGGGCACGCUCACCUCGGGCUGCUGCAGCGGUGUGCGCAGCCUCAACAGCGCGGCGCGCACGACAGCGGACCGGCAGGCGGCGUGCCGGUGCCUCAAGAGCUUGGCCGGCAGCAUCAGCAGGCUCAACAUGGGCACCGUCUCCGGCAUCCCCGGCAAGUGCGGCGUCUCCGUGCCAUUCCCCCUCAGCAUGUCCACCGACUGCAGCAAGAUCAACUAGAUCAAUCCAGUCAUACGUAACGUACUACGUGAUGGAGCUAGCUGGCUAGAAAAAUAAAAAUAAAGUUGUGGAAGCAGCGUCGUCGUCUACAUUAUGUGUCUUGUGCUCUGUGUACGUACGUGCGCAUGCAUAUACAUGGCUAGCUAUACGUAUAUGUGCUACAGUUCUAGCUAGCUUUCUCUGUUGUAUGUGUGUGCUGUAGUGUCAACUGUUAUAUAUUACUAUAUUGUUUUUUAAAAGAUAUA
Messenger RNA from Phragmites australis (common reed), 709 nucleotides. Its product is annotated as non-specific lipid-transfer protein 1-like. The transcript has 2 exons. Gene Ontology annotation, biological process: lipid transport. Bases 93 to 464 code for a protein of 123 amino acids. Gene Ontology annotation, molecular function: lipid binding. The record is from RefSeq and is a predicted model, not a curated record. Gene Ontology annotation, cellular component: membrane. Lineage: Eukaryota; Viridiplantae; Streptophyta; Magnoliopsida; Poales; Poaceae.